AUGAAGUGGAGAAAGGCUAAUUCAAUGGGGAGAAGAAGGAGAAGAAGAAUCUCACUGCCAAGAAGAAACAGGGAUUCUAGUGAUCGAGACUGCAAAAUGGCAGUAGCCCAUAAGGGUCAUUUUGUGAUUCAUAACAUCUUGAUGGAACUCUUCAAAAUGUCAGAAGAAGAGUUCGGAUUGCCAGCUGAAGGGCCUAUUACGUUGCCAUGUGAUGCUGUGUUCAUGGAAUAUGCUCUUUCUUUGGUGCAGCAACAUGCUUAUGAAGAAUUGUUGCAGAAGGCUCCGCUCAUUUCCAUGAUAACUAGCCGCUGCUUGACACAUUCUUUGAGCCCACAAAAUCAGAAGAGCCAACUAGCACUUCUUCCUUGCUUCUAG
This is a messenger RNA of Vitis vinifera (wine grape), 375 nucleotides long. Its product is annotated as auxin-responsive protein SAUR67-like. The coding region runs from base 1 to 375 and encodes 124 amino acids. Gene Ontology annotation, biological process: response to auxin. Lineage: Eukaryota; Viridiplantae; Streptophyta; Magnoliopsida; Vitales; Vitaceae. The transcript is spliced from 2 exons. The record is from RefSeq and is a predicted model, not a curated record.